Messenger RNA from Gambusia affinis (western mosquitofish), 8508 nucleotides. Its product is annotated as SLIT and NTRK-like protein 3. Lineage: Eukaryota; Metazoa; Chordata; Actinopteri; Cyprinodontiformes; Poeciliidae. The record is from RefSeq and is a predicted model, not a curated record. The coding region runs from base 657 to 3533 and encodes 958 amino acids. The transcript is spliced from 7 exons. Gene Ontology annotation, molecular function: protein binding. Gene Ontology annotation, biological process: axonogenesis; regulation of presynapse assembly; positive regulation of synapse assembly. Gene Ontology annotation, cellular component: GABA-ergic synapse; postsynaptic density membrane.
AGAGAUGAAGAGAGGCUUCUCCAUCGUUACGCAGCCUCCAACUCCGCGCAGCGCACGAGCGACCGUCGGGUCCACUCACUUGCUCGCUCGCGCACUGCCGCAGCUCCCACGGGCUGCUCCGUGGAGAAGCGGACCCUGCAUCCUAAAGCCAAACCAGUUAUUUAUUUAUUUAUUUAUUCAUUUAAAGUCCUCCUCCUCUCUUCCUCUCCCUCGCUCCUUCGCUCGAUUUUCAUCCUCUACCUCAUUGCAGUCUUAUCACGUACCCCCCGCACCGCCCUCCACCGCCCCCCCCCCCCACCCUCCCUCAUCCUCCUCAUCCGCCUCGGCCGCUACAGGAGAGGAGAGAGGGAGAAGAGUGCGGCUGGACGUGAACGACAUGUCGACAGUCAGCCACUAAAGUGUUCCUUCGGUCGCUUCCUCGUUGCUUUUUUUCCCCUCUUUUUUUUCCUGAGUGAGUAUUACCUGCAUCCGAACUGAGCCGAGCGACGCUGCGUGGAUCUAGUGUGUGUGUGGGGGGGAAAAAGAGAGGCAGACAAUGAAGAAUUCAACUGGAUUGCGUUACUCUGCCAAGGAUUUCCAUACCUAGCCUGUGAGAUAAAGGCCCGAUGCCGCGCCGUAGCCCCAGGCUGCUGAGCUGAAAGGGGAGAAGCAGCAGGAUGCAGUGGGUCACUCUGGUGGUGGCCCUGGGGUGUGCGCGCCUGUCCCAGGCGUCGCACGGUCCCACCCCCACACCCACCUCCACACACACCCCUCUGGUGGACAACUCGGAGGAGGAAGUGGACGAGCCGUGCUUCGAACCAUGCACGUGCGAGGUCAAAGAGGGUGUGCUGCACGUGCACUGUGACGGGCGGGGCUUCACCAACGCCAGCCAGGUGUCACAGUCCUGGAUCCGCCCUUUCAAACUCAACCUCCAGAGGAACUCUUUCAGGCGUCUCUAUAGCAACGGGUUUCAGCACCUUGGCAACGCGGUGUCCAUGAACCUCGGCAACAAUGCACUCCAGGACAUCCGAGUGGGGGCCUUUAACGGGUUGGCCAAACUCAAGCGCCUGUACCUCCACGAGAACAAGCUGGAGGUCUUCAGAAACGACACGUUCGCUGGUUUAGAGGCCCUGGAAUACCUCCAGGCCGACUACAACGUGAUCAAACGGAUCGACAGCGGCGCUCUGAGAUUUCUCUACAAGCUUCGGGUUCUCAUACUGAAUGACAAUCUGAUCCCCGUCCUGCCCGCUCAUCUGUUCAGAUCUGUGUCUCUGACUCACUUGGACCUACGGGGAAACCGUCUGAAGAGCCUAGCAAAAGACGGGACGCUGCAGUACAUCGGCCGCUCCCUGAUGGAGCUGCAGCUGGAGGAGAAUCCCUGGAACUGUAGCUGCGAGGCGGUGGAGCUGCUGCAGUGGCUGGGUCAGAUCCCCUACACGGCUGUGGUCGGGGACGUUACCUGCGAAUACCCGUUUCAUCUUCACGGAAAGGACUUGAGGGAAAUCCCCCGCAAAGAGCUGUGUGCUGACCUGCCGGAUAAAGAGCACCAGGGAGAGAGAGGCGCUCCAUCAGCUGGAUCCCAGCCCCAGCCUCUGCCCCCAAACUCUAAACACAACUCCCAUCCCGGGAGAGCCAGGCCGACAAGGCCGUCGUCUAUGGUGCACGGCUCCCGACAGAACACUCUCACGUCCUCCACUUCGUCCCCCUACACUUCAGCGGAGCGUAAAGAAAGGGAGAAGCAGCCGAAGCCAACUAAAAGGCCUCGAUCCCCCAACCGAACGCCGCCCACCGCUCGCAGCUUGAUGCCCAACCAGAACCCCCCCGUGGCGGGCUACCAAACACGGCCGCCCAUACCUAUCAUCUGCCCCAUCCGUUGCACCUGCAAUCUGCACAUCGCCGACCUGGGCCAAACCCUCAACUGCAAAGAGAACAGUUUCCGCAACAUGUCCCAGCUCAUUCCUCGGCCUCUCAAUGGCCGAAAGCUCUUCCUGGGAGGGAACUUCAUCCAAAAGCUCGUCCGCUCCGACUUCUGGAACUUCUCCAGCCUCGACCUGAUUCACUUUGGGAACAACCGCAUCAGUUUCAUCCAGGAGGGAGCCUUCUCCAGCCUCGUGAACCUGAGGACCCUCCACCUGAAUGAGAACGAGCUGGACAGGUUGAGCCCCCACAUGUUCCUGGGACUCCAGAACCUGAGGUUCCUUUACUUGGAGAACAACAAGAUCAGUGUGGUAGAUCCCGGCACCUUUGACUCCAUGCCGUCCCUUGAGUUGCUGUUUCUCAACUAUAACGCUUUGCGGAGCCUCCCUGUCGGUGUAUUCUCUGGAGUCAAGCUGUCUCGUCUGAACCUGAGAAACAAUGUCUUCCAGCAUCUGCCUGUGGAGGGUGUGCUGGAUCACCUCAGAGGACUGGUACAGGUGGACCUGCAGCAGAACCCAUGGGAGUGCAACUGUGAGGCAGCUCCGCUGAAGCGUUGGCUCGAGGGGCUCAGCACUAUGAUUCUUAUGGGAGAGGCGGUCUGCAAGUCGCCCGAAAAGACUAAAGGCGUGGCCCUGCGCUCCCUCUCCAUGGAGCUGCUCUGUCCUGAGCUGGAGCCCCAAGAGGGCCGUGAGCUGGAGGAGCAGAUGGCAAACUUCACAGAUGCAGGAGGAAAUGUAUCCAUGUACCCUACGCCUGGGCUGGGACCCCUGGCCCCUCCGUGGAUAGAUUCGAUCCCUCUGUCGGUGUUGGUGCUCAGCCUGCUGGUGUUGUUUGUCUCCGCUUUCUUCGCGGCCGCGGCACUAAUCGCCUACGCCCUGAGGGUUAGGGAAAAGCUGCCGUUCCGUCGCCAGGGAGAGGUAGACUUGGCUGGGAUACAGAUGGAGUGUGGAAUCUUCACAGAGCAGACGCACCACCACCACCACCACCACCUUCACCACGACCUGCCUGAAAAGCCCCGCUUACCUCUGACCGAACACAACCACGUCUACGACACCAUCUUGCCCAGAGAGGCGGCAGCGAAAGAAGCCGACCCCGCCGCCGCCUCACACAUGUGUAGCAACCCGAUGUUCAAAGACCAACAGGACGCAGAUGUGAACCAGCAACUGCAGCAGCAGCAGCAGCAGCAGGCGUUUGCGGCUUCGAAGGAGUGCAAGGGAGGAUACUGCCCUACGCCGGAGAAGGAGAAGGAGUGGACCCUGGAGGUGUCUUCAUCCCCCAUCAACACCAUCACAGGGGCAAUGGGAGCGCUUGCUGGUCUCCAUGGGAAUGGCAUCCUGUGUCCCACGGUCAUCGACAGCCAGGGUCCCACUCCUAAGGUGGAGCUUGUGGACUGUCUCUUCCAACUCCCCACCCCCGAGUUCAGAGAUCUGCCCGACAGGUACGGGAGGCCCCCGCCCUGCUACCCCCGCACCCAGGACUGCAAGCAGGAAGUGAGACCUGAACAAACACUCGUGGUCACCACUGCCAGCUCCUCAGCCGGAGGCGGCCAGAGUGAGCAGGGAGAUGGAGAGCAGAGACCCAGACUGAGGACCAAACCAGACUACAUGGAAGUUCUGGAUCGGUCCUAUCAGUUUUAACACUCCUCCUUCCUUUAAUUCCUCUCCUCCCUCCUUCUUGCUACCAUUUUUUUUCUUUCGUCUGCUCGUCAUCUCCCUUUCUGCUGAUGAAUCACCCAGUAACACUGACUCCUCCUGUACAGAGGUUGGUUUUCAAAGGAGCCUGUGGGGGAGUGGGACUACACUACACACCGUGUUUUAUUCCAGGACCUGAGGUCAGGUUUUGUAUUUUUCCCCACUACUGGCACAUAGGUUGGUAUUUGGCAAGGAUUAGCUGAACCAGGAUCUCUGCCUCUGGGCAAAACUUCAGCUGCAGAUACCGCUGCUUUUCAUUUUUCCUCCACAGUCCUACAAUGCGAUAAAAAGGCUCUGUUUUUCCACCAAACGCCACAAUUAGCAGGCUACAGCACGGCUGUGGGCGUUAAUGCUCAUAAUAUCACUCUCAAAGGACCUGCGUAGAGGUGAAAAAAAACAACAAAAAAAACACAGCUCUUAACAACAUCAAAAACAAAAGUCAUGAACCUCGACAGCCCGAAGGCCUGGAGCGAGCUGGGCAUGCACGUUGAGACAGAGGAGCGGCCGAGACAACCCAAGAAGAAGAAAAAUAACCGAAUAUAGCCAAGUGCCUUAGCAAUGAACAGCCAGCAGUAUGGUCAAUGCUUAUUUUUCUAUAAAUACAGAUCUAUUUAUCUAAACAAAGAGGUUUGACUACCAACGGACGGGACGCUGAUGGACAACUGAGACUAAUCGAGAACCUGAAGAAUAAUUGCAUUCCCUGGAUGAGCCAAAAAUAAUAACCUACCCAGUCAAUAUCGGAGUUGUUUGUAUGCAGUUCUGUUGGUUUUUCUCCAUCUCAUCCGGUCAAACUUAGUUUGCUUAUCUGGAUUUCUUUACAGGGCUAUGACGGGGACUAAUUCGGGAUUGUCUGGAUUGUCGCAGAGUGAGAUUCUGGAAAGAUUUUGGAAGUUCUUAUUAUUGUUACUAUCAUUUUAAUGGAAAACAAAACCAAGGAAGGCAGGACCACAGAAGAACACCGAGCCAAUGGAUGCAUUUUGGAUUUCUUUAUCUCUCAGACUUAGCCGGGCCACAAGGACCUCUGCUUCAUGUUUUAUUCCACCCGACAAAGGCACAGAGGUUAUUGUAUUCUUUUUCUUUAAAGUAUUUCUCAGAGGAAAUAUUGAAUGACAACAAAGACAAAGGACAAAAUAAAAGCUGGUGUAGAGGCAUUUUUUUUUUCUUUUCUGUUGUUAAAAAAAAAAGACACUUCUAUCAACUACUGGUUAAUAUCUUUUAUGGAGAUACUUUUUAUGCUUUCAUCUCCAAACAAUAGUAGAGGCAGUUGUGAAUAUAUUUAUUCUUAGUUUUUGCGUGUUGAAGCUCUCCUGUAAGGGAUCAUGUUAUAUUAUUGUAUAGGAUGAUUCUGCAUCUGGUUCAGCCUUCUUACCGCCGACCCACAAAGUACAAUAAAGGGUGCUACAUUAAAACAAAAAAAAAAAGACGUUCCCUGGCAACUAUUGUGCGACAGAUUCACACACAUUUACACACAGCCUGACCCAAAUAAGAUGCACUCUCAUGUUCUCCAUUUUCAAUCCCUUAAAGGGAUAGUUCACAAUUUUGUAGGUAAAUUUCUUGGGGUCUUCAUUUUGUUGCAAAUCAAGGAUUAGGGUGGAGUUGGUAGGUUUAUCUGUGUUUUGAUGCUAACUGCUAAUUUCAUUGCAAGUCAAUAAUAUAUUUCUCUAAAUGCUGGUUUAGGGAAAUACAAUCAAUAGAAAAGGCUAAAAUAGUUUAUACCUUCGACUUCCACUAUGUUUCAUGUAUGUUGGCAGCCAUAUUGGAAACUGAACUCCAGACUGCUUGGUGAACUUGUAAACCAUUUCAGGUCAAGGUAACCACAUAAUGGAAAAGCAAGUUGCUGUAAAACUCAAAUUUAAAGUUUAAACAUCCGAUACAAAACAAAUAUUAUUAGAUUUCUCAUUGGAAAUGUUUUUAAUGUACCUUCUUCAAUGUCUGUUUUCACUCAGGAAGAUUUAUGUCGGUGUACAGCCUUCAAACUCCAUUUCCUGCAUAAUUAUAUAAAAAAAAUCAUCAUCUCUUUUGUAAAUAACCACCUGACGCACAUUUGAUGAUGGUUGAAAUACUCAAAAUAGUAUUUACUUUGACAAUUUUUAGAUGGAAGGUGUUUGAAGGCAGAAGAAAUACAUUAUGUUAGCAAAAUUUAACUAUUAGCUAAUUUGCACCUCAAAGCAACAAAUGUCAAAUAUUUCCAAGUGUUGGAUAAAUAUUAAGACAGCUGCAGCUCAGUUUAUGUCCCUCAGUUUACUUUAAACCCUGUUAAACAGCUGAGAGAAAUAAAAAAAUAAAAUAAAUAAAUGUUUGAGUCAAAGAUUUAAAUAUGCCCACAAAGUGUUCAAACAAACAAUCUUUCAGAAAUGUUCUGCAAUUUCAGUUAUUAGAUUUAAAAACACAGAUAACUGCAUUUUAAUUCAUCUUUUAUUCAUUCAAAGUGGUGGGAUGGUCUCUGUAAAACUUAUUUUCACAAUUUAAAAAAGUAAUGAACCAAAAAUAUUAUAUUCUAUAUAAAAAUUAUAUAUUUCUCCUCUUCUUCCUCUUCUGGCACAUGCACCAUCUUCAAUGUCGGUUUUCACUCUUCCUGAAUGAAAACAGCCUCAAAAUUUCAACAAUACUCUGUAGUUAGGCCAAUACCAGGAACAAGAAGAAAAAAAAACAGAUAAUGCAUAAUAUCAUGAACAUAUUUACAUUAUCAGUAGAAAUCCUUCAAACUGCAUAGCCAAACACAAAACAGUUUUUGAAAUAAACUCAACCACAGAUCAAGCAAUUAAACAACAAGCAGCUGGUGACUCUGCUUUGGUCUGGGCCCCUUUAGGACCAGCCGCAAGCUUUAGCCUCCAGGACCAACUUUCUUGGGUUGAUACCAAAUGAAGAGGACAUGAAAGUGGUCUACUGCUUUACACGUUUUAAAAAAAUAUUCACUUGAAAAAUCCAGAAUGUUCCUUUUCUUAAUAGUGCAUGAUGAACAAAGCGGCCGGAGGUGCGCUGAGCUUGUCCACGCGGAGUGCUGGAGAGAUCAGAUGAAAGCCAGGCGAAGCUGAUGGCCUGCAGCGUUCCUCACACAUUGAAAGCUGGGGAAAGGAGCUAAUAGAGGCAAUCUUCCACAUUAACUGUAUGAAAUCAAUACAAUCUAUUUGUGAAAUGAGGACAUGUAAGGCCACUGGCCCCGGGGCCAGGGUUGCACAUUGCACCAUCCCCUUCCCCAGCCUGAGUGCCUCGCGCAACGGUCUCUCCUCUUCUUUCAUCUCUCCGUCUGAUUCGCUCCCCUCCCUCUCUCUCCCCAUUUUCUCGCCUCUUUAUUCCGCCGCUCUCCUGCUCACCUUUUGCUUUUGUUCUUUCCCCUCUCCUCUAUUUCCCCUUCUCUCUCUCUCUCUCUCAACGCUCCGGCUGUCAUCUUAGCCUCACAGGGCGGACACAGAGAGAUGCUGCUCUAUAUGCUGCCCAGCACACAGGUAGCAGCAUCCACUGAAAAUAUGUGUGUGUAUGUGUGUGUGUGAGAGAGAGAGAGAGUCUGUGUGUAUUUCUUUGGGCUCUUCAGACACCUCCUCCUCACUCUCAGUGUUCAGAACUCUGUUGAACAGAUAAUCCCCAAGUAGGUGUGUAUGUAACGCACACUGGGGACUGUGUGCGUGUGUGUGUGUGUGUGUGCAUUAAAAGGGCGGGUUGGUGUUUCUUUGUAGGUGUGUGUUUAAGGAGAGUGUGUGAAGUUUGUGAGCACAGCCUCAGUCCAGCCGUAAUCCUCUAAACUGUGCGGUUCACUCAUACCACAUCAGCCCCAUUGUAUCCUCAGACAAAAGAAGCGCAGUUAAAACUAAAUGCCAGUUAAAGCAACAAACGACUAAUUAAAGCGUCGUUUUCCAUCCUUUUCACACUAUUUCUCCCCUCACCUUUAAAGCUUCCCUUCUCACUUCCUCGCCCGUGGCAUCUAAUUUUUUACAGUGCUUUCUCUCUCUGGACCCACUCCAGCGAGGUUUUCUUUUGCAAUCCUACAUUUUAUAUUAUUAUUAUUUCGUAUUGUAUAAUGCUUGCGUGUUUUGCCAGGCUAACAGCUUUGCCAUGGUUCAUGUGUUUGUGUCCUGUCAGACCUGUCCCAUCGCUGUGUGAAGAAGAAAAAGAAAAAAAGAAAUCAUUCAUUUCCCAGAGUCAAGGAUGAAAGAGUCUUUAGGCUUCAAACGCCGGUGGGCCUCUGCGGCUCAGAUUGCCUCUCGCUCUUUCUCCACCGCCGUGUCGUUUAUUCCUCGGGAAAGAAAGAAGGAAAAUAAGAGAGGCUUCGGCGUCAGUUAAGUAGAGACGGCAGGAGGAACGUGUCGAGGAUCGGGACAAUUAGCCUGAUUAGAACAAUGGCGUUUCGCAUGAUGGAUCUAGCCGGGCGGAUCCCUCCUGAGCGUUUAUGUGAAGGCACAAAAACCCAUAUUCUUGUCUCGCAGGCAUAAACAUGCCGGCAUAGUUAAAGAAUAAAAAAUAAAAUAAAAUACACAGUCGGACAUGGUUUGAUGUGAGUGAAAGGAGAUCUGUUUAAAAGUCAUGGUGCAUAGCUUGCAGAGGCUUUGGUGUUCGGCCAUGACAAAUAGUUGCGGCUGAGCCCGGUCAUCCUUCACAAAUACACACAGGGCGACGCGUUAACGCCGUAAACGCACGGACGUACGCACGCUUCCCUCACGUGCAAACACAAAAGUUCGAGAGCAAACAAAGUCCGGCUAAAUAUGUACACAAACUGAACACACAACAGGCACGCAGAGCAACGCUGCUGUGUAAUGUUGCUCUGCAUUGCAGUGAUCUGCCCUGCUCCUCUUUUCUUCCCCCUGCUUUCACACACACACACAAUCACUGGCUCUCAAUGGACUACAUCAGCAUGGGAUACUUAGCAGAAGAGCAAAGAGUCUUGAAGUGCAUUAAAAGAGAGACACCAGUGGAGCAAGAUGAGAAG